Messenger RNA from Nematostella vectensis (starlet sea anemone), 1175 nucleotides. RefSeq names its product xylosyltransferase oxt. The coding region runs from base 100 to 768 and encodes 222 amino acids. Gene Ontology annotation, cellular component: plasma membrane. The record is from RefSeq and is a predicted model, not a curated record. NCBI's taxonomy places the organism in Eukaryota, Metazoa, Cnidaria, Anthozoa, Actiniaria, Edwardsiidae. The transcript is spliced from 4 exons.
GAACGUGAUUACGCUGGACAGAGCGUGGAUUUGGUUAGAGCGCAACAUUAAUCAAAACUUUACUAGUGGGGGGAAACUUGGAAGAGAACGGAAGCGAGGAUGAAGUCGCUCAACUUGACACUAUUUUUACUUGUACUCAUUGGCUGCCGGGAAGUUAUAAGUGAAGAGUGUAGUGAUGCCCUCAAGAGAGAGGUAGGCCUAUGCGCGAGGUGGCAAGCGAACAAUCUUUGCGCCAAGAACGAGCAUGUACAGAUUAUGUGCGCGGAGACGUGUCGCUUAUGCGGAGAACAUGCAAAACGCAGCCCACCGGACUACGUGGGCUGUUUCACCGACAAAAGAUCAACUGGUUUCAAGAUGGUGUUUCCUCGCACGGCCUUGUCUGUGCAAUCGUGCGUGGACCAUUGCUUGAAAAGGCGGUACGCGUUAGCUGCGCUUCAAAACGGAAUGUUCUGCAUGUGUGGCAACGACCACAAAAGCAUGACGCCGUUAGCAAAGCGAGAUGGAUGUAACAAGAUGUGCGGAGGGACGAACGAAGCCUGUGGAGGAUUCUUGCAAAGCUCUAUUUACAAAACAGCUCGGUCGAAAUCCAAGAGGGGACUGGACCGAGAUUCGGUGGAGGAGCUAAUUCUUGGAAAGGACGUGGUCACAGGAUUGAGAGCUCGAAAGAGAGAACCAAAGAAGGAAAUGCGACUACCUCUCAAAAUACCCGAGAAAAGAAACUGGAAAUUCGACCAGUGGCUUCGCAACUAUGUCAGGCGACAACAAUAAAAUUAGGAGCAAAUAAUAACGGAUUUGUCGGUAGAUAACAAUAGAGAACGAGUUAAUUAAUCUAGAGAAUUCAUAAAUAAAAUGGGAGGAUUCAAUCUUAUUACGAAUUUCUAUAAUCCGUAUUCUAAAAGGGAUACUUGUUUUCAACUGUUCUCUAUCCAUUUUGUUGUGGAUGUUUUCUUCUUGAGAAAAACAAAAACAACAAAGUGUUUUUAAUAAAAUUUGAUUGUGUUUGCUAUGUUUUUGGGGGAAGGCUUUUUGUAUUUAAAUCUUACUCACGUUUUUUUUAGCUGAGCCAAAAUUUUGGUUUAAUUACUAAACGCAUUGUGUUGCUACGGGUAAUUUAAUCAGUAAACUGCAAAGCAAAUUAUAUCAUCAAUAACCCAUGAAUUAAAGAAGACAAAUAA